Onthophagus taurus is the source of this 2005-nucleotide messenger RNA. Its product is annotated as leucine-rich repeat-containing protein 15-like. Lineage: Eukaryota; Metazoa; Arthropoda; Insecta; Coleoptera; Scarabaeidae. Gene Ontology annotation, molecular function: protein binding. The record is from RefSeq and is a predicted model, not a curated record.
UUAAAAUAUAGUUAUUUAUUCACGAACGUUUUCAAUAUGAAUCAGUGUAAAUUCUGUUGUUGAGUUUUUAAUAUCGAUGAUGGUUAAAGCUAUAAAGAUGAUAUUGGCUUUAAUUGUACUGGUUUGUGUUAUAAGCCUUAGCGAUCAAGAUUGUCAUACACUAUACCAAUAUUCAGAUUGGUAUAGGGGUAUUGAAUGCGAAAACAUUACAAUUAAUCACAGACUAUUUUCGACUUCUUAUUAUAGCGAGUUCCGCCGACUUGAAGUAUUAGUAAUUACAGAAAGUAACUUCUCUGUUUUUUCAUACGAUCUGACGCAAAAGUUGCCUGCCUUGAAGAAAAUCACGGUAUCACAAAGCGGCGUAAAAAUAAUUGAUUAUUUACGUAAAAGAUCAACACCUCCAUAUUUAAUUAGUAUUAAUUUGAGCCACAAUGAAAUAUCAAAGUUAUCAAACAACAUUUUCAGUAGCGUGCCCACGUUAAAUGAUCUAAAUGUAUCUCAUAAUCGCAUCGAAAUAAUUGAACCAUUCUUCUUUAACUCUUCAAUUGAAACACUUGAUUUAAGUUAUAACAAAAUAAAAGUGUUUCCGAUUGCUGCAUUGGAUACAAAGUUGCUUACGAUCAAUUUAAGUUACAAUGAACUUACUGAAAUAUCAAAUAACCAAUUCGACACAUUUCAAAACUUAAUAAAUGUAUAUAUGUCUCAUAAUAACAUAGAAAUAAUUGAAAUAAGCACAACAAAUAGUAUCGAAACGUUAGAUUUGUCUCAUAAUAAUAUUAAAGAUAUUACUUCAAUUUUAAAAUAUUUCUUAAAGUUACAUAAACUUCAUUUAAAUAAUAACUUAAUCAGCGAAAUACCCAGACAAGGUUUUGACUCGUUACAAUUUUUGAAUGAAUUAGAUUUGGGUGGAAAUAAAUUGCACGAAAUGAAUUUUCAAAUUCUUUUGGGGAACAAUAAAUUCUUACAUCACCUAGAUUUGAAUAAUAACUCAUUAAACAUAACAAAUUUGAAUGUUUUAAAUACCAAUUCGAUUUCGACCUUAAUGUUAAGCAAAAAUAUUUUUAAUAUCACAACGAUCAAAGUAUUUAAAGAAUUGACUGACUUGGAUGUUUCAAUGACGAAUUCGAGCAUUAUUUCUAUCGAUACUUUUACCAAUAAUAUUCUAUUGAAGUACUUAAAUUUAUCGUAUAACAACAUCGAAGUUCUUCACACAGGAACGUUUGCAAAAUUAUUGCAUUUAAGUAGGUUGGAUUUAGCAGGAAACAAAUUACAAGCUUUGCCAUCCGGUUUGUUUCACCAAAAUCCAUUGUUUCACCUUUCUGUUGCAAAUAAUCGUUUAGUAACAUUUAAUAUGGAUAGUUUACAUCAUUAUAGAAGACCCGAUUUUAUUGAUUUGGAUGAUAAUUUAUGGUCGUGCAAUACAUUGACCAAAAUAAUUCAUCAUUUAGAAGAUAUAUCAGAAUUGAAAUCGGUUAGUAAAGGUAAUCAUUAUUCGGAACCUAACAUCAAAGGUAAUUUAUGCACCUUAAAUUCAACUGAAAGCGAAACUAACGUUACAAUCCAAGAAGUUUUGAUACAAAAUUUAGAUGUUAUGAGAGACAUUCACGAUUACUUGGAGGAUCAAGAAUUAAUUAAUAAAAUGAUGAUUAAAAUUCUUGCUUCACCCAAAAAUAAUUCAUUACGAAAUAACGUCGCUAUCGAAAAUCAAACUCUCCCUGUUUUAACAACAAACAUAGAUAAAAUUGGUAACGCUCCUUUUGUAAAUAAGAACGAAAAUUACGUUUUUGUAAAAUCGUCUAUUUUAACUUGGUUACUUUGUAUACAAACUCUUUUUAUGUUUUUAAUUACAAGUAUUAUAAUUUAUUAUUUAAAAUGCCGUCGUGCUUCUGUUAGAAGUAACGGUACGUUAUUACACGAUAUGGACGAAUCAUUAUAAAUAACUUUAUAACCAUAAAUAUGUAAAACUUAAUAAAGCCAACAAAAUUAAUAAAAAUAAAUAUAUUAU